AUGGAGAUAUAUGCGGCUGGCGCCGUCGCGGCCUUCACCGUCGACGUCCUCGUCUAUCCGCUCGACACCCUGAAGACGCGUUACCAGAGCCAGGACUACAUCAAGACGUACGCCCCGGGCUCCAGCAAUAAAGCCCUAGCGAUCCGUGGCCUGUACCAGGGCAUUGGCAGCGUGGUGCUUGCCACUCUCCCAGCAGCCGGCUUGUUCUUCUCGACGUACGAGCAUGCCAAGGAAGUCAUUGGAAGGACGGUGCACGUCCACUCCGCCUUCGUCCACUCGUCCGCCUCGGCAGUUGCCGAGAUGGCAUCGUGCCUCGUCCUCGCCCCAGCCGAGGUGAUUAAGCAAAAUGCUCAGAUGCUGCGACAAGACCCUGCCAGUCGCAACGCCAACAGAUCGACGUCACUGCGAGCCUUUCGCCAACUCGCCGGUCCAGGCGCCCCGGGGCGCUUGUUCUCGGGUUACACGGCGCUCGUCGCGCGCAAUCUGCCCUUCACCGCCCUGCAAUUCCCAGUCUUUGAACAUAUUCGUUCGCGUCUAUGGCAGUCCAGGCUCAAGGACCGCGUCGACCAGAGCAGAGGCGUGUGGGAGACUGGCAUGGUGGCCGGCGCCAGUGCUGGUUCUGCCGGCGCGUUCGCAGCGUUUGUGACGACGCCCAGCGAUGUCGUCAAGACCCGCAUGAUGCUCAUGGGCCCGGACGACAGCAUAGAACGGUCCAGGAAGGGGGCGUGGAGUGUGACGAGGCAGAUAUACCACGAGCGAGGGCUCAAAGGCUUCUUUCGAGGAGGGCUCUUCCGCUCUGCCUGGACUGCCUUAGGAAGCUCGUUGUAUCUUGGGACGUAUGACAUGGCUAAGCUCUGGCUGAAGCGUCGGAGACCAGAGAUAGACGACUCAAUUGGACUGUGA
This is a messenger RNA of Purpureocillium takamizusanense, 903 nucleotides long. RefSeq lists its product as uncharacterized. The transcript has 3 exons. Lineage: Eukaryota; Fungi; Ascomycota; Sordariomycetes; Hypocreales; Ophiocordycipitaceae. Bases 1 to 903 code for a protein of 300 amino acids. Gene Ontology annotation, molecular function: S-adenosyl-L-methionine transmembrane transporter activity. Gene Ontology annotation, cellular component: mitochondrial inner membrane. The record is from RefSeq and is a predicted model, not a curated record.